AUUCCGUUCAAUCUCAUUAAGAAUUCAUCCAUCAUGGCAGUUUUCACAUUCGAGGACCAAACCACCUCUCCCGUGGCUCCUGCCACCCUUUACAAAGCUCUUGUAAAAGACGCCGACAACAUCGUUCCAAAGGCUGUUGAUUCCUUUAAGAGUGUUGAAAUCGUUGAGGGCAACGGUGGCCCAGGAACCAUCAAGAAGAUCUCUUUCCUUGAGGAUGGGGAGACAAAGUUUGUGUUGCACAAAAUAGAAGGAAUAGAUGAGGACAAUUUGGGAUACAGUUACAGCAUUGUUGGAGGUGCUGCUUUGCCAGACACUGCAGAGAAGAUCACGAUUGACUCCAAACUUAGCGAUGGUCCCAACGGAGGCUCAGUUGUAAAGCUGAGUAUAAAAUACCACAGCAAAGGAGAUGCUCCACCCAAUGAAGAUGAGCUCAAAGCUGGCAAGGCCAAGAGUGAUGCUCUUUUCAAGGUCAUCGAGGCUUACCUUUUGGCCAAUGCUUGAAUUAUUACCAGCUGUCUUUGAUUACAU
Vigna umbellata (rice bean) is the source of this 528-nucleotide messenger RNA. Its product is annotated as pathogenesis-related protein 2. Gene Ontology annotation, cellular component: nucleus; cytoplasm. The record is from RefSeq and is a predicted model, not a curated record. Gene Ontology annotation, biological process: defense response; abscisic acid-activated signaling pathway. Lineage: Eukaryota; Viridiplantae; Streptophyta; Magnoliopsida; Fabales; Fabaceae. Gene Ontology annotation, molecular function: signaling receptor activity; abscisic acid binding; protein phosphatase inhibitor activity.